This is a messenger RNA of Gossypium arboreum, 390 nucleotides long. RefSeq names its product non-specific lipid transfer protein GPI-anchored 31-like. NCBI's taxonomy places the organism in Eukaryota, Viridiplantae, Streptophyta, Magnoliopsida, Malvales, Malvaceae. The record is from RefSeq and is a predicted model, not a curated record. Gene Ontology annotation, molecular function: lipid binding. Bases 1 to 390 code for a protein of 129 amino acids. The transcript is spliced from 2 exons. Gene Ontology annotation, biological process: lipid transport.
AUGGUGGCCUCAAAAUUCUGUUUUGCUUUUCUCUUGCUAUUCUUUCAAUCUUGGCCGUUGAUGCUGCCCAACACCAUGCUCUGGCGCCUCUCCUUCUUCCCCGUGGACUGCUCCUCUCUGAUUCUCAACAUGGCGGAUUGUUUGUCCUUUGUGUCGAGCGGGAGCAAGACGUCGAAGCCGGAAGGAACCUGUUGUUCUGGCUUGAAAACUGUGUUGAAAGCUGGACCCCAAUGCUUGUGUGAGGCUUUUAAGAGCAGUGCUUCUCUGGGUGUCACUUUGAAUGUCACCAAGGCCAUGACUUUGCCUGCUGCUUGCAAAGUCUCUGCUCCUUCUGCCACUCAAUGUGCAUUGUCUCUCAGUCCUACUGGUGCACCAGGUAUUAUUUUCUGA